AUGAGCAAACAACAUUGUGUUCCGGACUUUUACUGCUGCUAUUUAUUACGGUCCAUACCAAAGCCAAAUUCAUUUUAUAUAGGAUCAUCCCCUGAUCCAGUGAGGAGGCUCCGACAGCAUAAUGGAGAUGUUAGCCGUGGUGGUGCGUUUCGCACCAAGAGAAUGGGGACGAGACCUUGGAAGAUGGUAUGUUUUGUGUAUGGCUUCACCAGUAAAAUCGCUGCAUUACAAUUCGAGCAUGCCUGGCAGCAUAGCUACAAGACGCGAUUUAUUGAAGAUGACGAGCGAUUGGUUACUAAGAAAAAUACCAGGAAUGGUAUUGCGACUAAGUUAGGCAAUGCGAGGUUGCUAAUGAAGCAUGCAUAUUUUGACACAAUGGGUCUUCGGAUUCGGUUCUUUGACAGACUGGCGUGGGAUUGCUGGGAAACAAACAAGUUUCGUAUUCAGUACAAUGUGACAGUGUGUGAAGUGGAUGAGUGUGUCUUAACUGAUGAUUCUGAACUUGAUGAUCUAAACGAGUUGAAUUUAGAGCGAAUAAAAGCGUUUUACGAGGACCACAUUGCAUCGGAGCAAGUUGUCUUCCAGAGAUACCAACACCAGCUGACAUAUGACACCCAGAAUUGUAUGUUAUGUGAUGCUACAUUUGACUAUGUUCAUGAUCAGGGAACACAGAUGAUAGCAUUCUGCAUAGAUGAUGAUUGCAAUUUUAUCUCUUGUUUGAGAUGUUUGUACAAGAACUUUACCAAGAACUCCAACGUUAUUAUACCGAAGUGGGGCAAUUGCCCAAAGUGCCAUACAAACCUUCAUUGGUCAGAAGUCGUGAAGUAUUCCACAGUUAUACGCCGUAGUUUAGUAGGAGAAUGA
Kluyveromyces marxianus DMKU3-1042 is the source of this 864-nucleotide messenger RNA. RefSeq names its product endonuclease (gene SLX1). The coding region runs from base 1 to 864 and encodes 287 amino acids. The record is from RefSeq and is a predicted model, not a curated record. NCBI's taxonomy places the organism in Eukaryota, Fungi, Ascomycota, Saccharomycetes, Saccharomycetales, Saccharomycetaceae. Gene Ontology annotation, cellular component: Slx1-Slx4 complex. Gene Ontology annotation, molecular function: crossover junction DNA endonuclease activity; 5'-flap endonuclease activity. The transcript has a single exon. Gene Ontology annotation, biological process: double-strand break repair via homologous recombination.